AGCUGCACACGCUGUGGCAGAACGAGGAGCGCGCCGCCAUCUCCUCGGGGAAGCUCAACGAGAUCUGGCACCGGCGCCACGACUACUGGCUGCUGGCCGGCAUCGUCCUCCACGGCUACGCGCGCUGGACCGACAUCCAGAACGACGGCGCCUUCGGGGUCAUCAACGAGCCCUUCAAGGGCGAGGCCUCCAAGGGGAACUUCCUGGAGAUGAAGAACAAGUUCCUGGCGCGCCGCUUCAAGCUGCUGGAGCAGGCGCUGGUGAUCGAGGAGCAGCUGCGCCGCGCCGCCUACCUGAACAUGACGCAGGACCCCAGCCACCCCGCCAUGGCCCUGAACACGCGCUUCGCCGAGGUCGAGUGCCUGGCUGAGAGCCACCAGCACUUGUCCAAGGAGUCGCUGGCGGGCAACAAGCCGGCCAACGCCGUGCUGCACAAGGGUAAGAGGCGGCAGGGCCGGCGCGCCCGGCGCGGGCGCCCCGUGUAGCGCCCGCCUCGCUCGCUGCUCUGUACGCGCCUCCGCGCCAUUAAAGAGGGGUUUGCUCC
Molecule: messenger RNA, 544 nt
Organism: Onychostruthus taczanowskii (white-rumped snowfinch)
Lineage: Eukaryota; Metazoa; Chordata; Aves; Passeriformes; Passeridae
Product: chromodomain-helicase-DNA-binding protein 3-like
Exons: 3
Source: RefSeq, a predicted model, not a curated record